Diorhabda carinulata is the source of this 6863-nucleotide messenger RNA. RefSeq lists its product as uncharacterized. The record is from RefSeq and is a predicted model, not a curated record. Bases 261 to 6782 code for a protein of 2173 amino acids. The transcript has 9 exons. NCBI's taxonomy places the organism in Eukaryota, Metazoa, Arthropoda, Insecta, Coleoptera, Chrysomelidae.
AAGCUAAGAAUUCGUAUUAAACAAUUUAAUGAUAAACAAACCUAGUGGCUCUGAAACAGAUUACUCGUUGCAAAAUUUAAAUAAGAAUGCUCUCAUCUACUUGUUUUUUUUUAUUAAAUUUCUAGUUAAUAGUUGAUAAGAGUUGGGGUCACAUGAUAACUUCUUCAUACAUAUAACAUCAACCUAAGUCUGAUCGGGUCAGUAUUCCUCUGUGCAAAAAUUGAACUGAUCACAUCGGGGGAAAAAGUGAAAAUUGUAACAUGAAGACACCUAUUCUGUUAAUAGCAGUACUGGGGUAUACUUGUGCUAGUCCGAACGGAUACUACCACACGGAGUAUAACUACAAAACCUCACAAUCUUCAUUUAGGAACAAUGAGUUGGAGCACAAAUCAGAUGAUCAAGGUUAUUAUAAAAAAGAUGGUGAUUUAGAAAAUCGAUACAAGCCCAUCGAAGAUUCCAACAGUGAACAUUCCGAAUAUAUCAAUCCCAAAUUUCAUAACGCUCAAUAUGGGUACGACUACAAUAGAGACACAAACUCCUACGGCCACAUGAGAGCCGGAACCUACGGAAGUAUCAAUAAUCAAGAAGUAGAAGAUAUGGCGCAUAGCAAUAGAAUUUAUGGCAGCCAGGCUGGAUAUACCGGCAGCAGUUAUGGAAGUUAUGGUAUGACCUCAAACCUUAGAUUGGUGACUUCCCGUCUUCAGCAACAACUAGAGAGAGAAAUUCAAGAUAUGAUCCGUUACAACAGCUUAAAUUCGCGAAUGGACUUAGCUGAGUUAGAAAGGGAAUUGAGACAAAACUUAACAAACAGACUCGACAACGAAUUAAAUCUAAAAUAUGGACAACAGCUUAUUCGAAGCGGAAAGUCUUAUUCUAUGAUAGGUGGAAGGCUGCAACCAACCGCCAACUACGACUAUCAAGAACUCCUAGAUUUGAGAAAUCAAUUAGAAAAUGUAUUACUUAGUCAACUCCGUACCCAAUACAACCAGUAUAACCAGUACAGCUACUCAAACAGCAACGCUAAUAAUAAUUACGCAUACACAACGACUCAAAGACCUUACUACACCACGGUAAGCUACAGUCCAAUUUAUCCAACAGUUUCUACUCCAAGUUAUCCAACUUUCUCUACCCCAAUUUAUUCAACCUAUUCUACUCCUACUUAUUCAACAUACUCAACUUACUCAACUCCGAGAUAUUACACGCACAAUCAAUACAAUAAUAUUCAAACUCGAUACACUCCAAUCACCAAUCCUGAAAGUAUUACUUCCAUUGCUUCAAGAGUACAAAGUCAAUUGGACGCGCAUCUGAAUAAUAUAUUAGACGAAACGCGAAGAACACAUUUCUCCUCAAGUCAACAAUACACCUUAACCAAUCCCGAAGUACUUUUAGAGCGAUUAAGAACCGAGUUGAGAAAUAACAUUACGUACCAUUUAGACGACGUUAUUAGACAAAACUACGGUAGUCAAACGCAGAGAGACGGAUACAUGUACUCAGUUAGUCCUAGUGGAGCAUUGUCCAGCGAUUACAACUACAGUUUAAGAGAUUUGGAGAAUUUAAAAGAGCAAAUUGAAAGAAAUUUAAUAAAUAAACUAAACAGAGAUUUCGAAACAUUCAAUAAGAGCUGGUCUUCUAGUGCAUCAUAUAGAAGCCAAUCAAGUUACGGUACAAAUUACGGAGCUGGUAUUAGUAAUUACAGAACUGGUACAGGAAUCGGUACUUACGGAACUGGUACUUACGGAGCUGGUACUUACGGAGCUGGUACUUACGGCGCCGGUACUUACGGAUCUGGGACUUACGGAACCGAUACUUACGGAACUACUCCUACUUAUUAUCAGCCAGGAAUCAAAACUAAUGAAUAUGGUUCAAGUGCAUCGGCACAUAAUACUUACGUGUCGCAAAGUACUGGUAACAUGGCCGAAUUACAGAGACAACUUCAAGCCGAUCUUUCUAGGCAGCUUAAUUUGGCAGUAAAUAGGGAAUCGGCCGGAUCCUAUACUUACAGCCCACAAAAUUACCAAGCUUCAUUACAAGAAUUAUCUAAUCAACUGAAUAGGAAUCUCACCAGGCAUUUGCAAGAGUAUAGCGCAAGUGGUUCUUACGCUGCACACGGUAAUUUUAAUAGCGCCCAAAUGGCAGAUUUGAGAUCAAGACUUGAACAUAAUUUAAUGAAUCAAUUACGAGAAGGAUUGCAACAAUCGAUGCAAACUCACAGUUCGUACAGUAGUAGUAGCAGUAGCAGCAGCCUUGGAAGUUACCAAAAUGCAUACGGAUCCAGUAUUUGUUGCCAAGGAGACGAUCCUACAACUUACCGUAGAUUAAAACGUUCUUAUGGACAAUUUGAACAAAAUUUGGGACAAGAACAGGAAGAUGUAGGACAGCAACAGAUAGAAGAAACGGCGUGGAAGCCGUGGGAACGUGAUAGCGGUCACAUGUCACAUCAUACACCGCACAGUACUUACCACACGGCUACAUAUAACACACACCAAAAACCUGCAUACUUUGAUUGGAGAUCAAGAAACCACAAUAAUGGAUCACCUCACCUGUCACGCGGCAAAUUGCAAGUAGAUCAAUUACAAGACGAUCUGGGCCAGCAGCAAGAAGAAGUAGAAUAUGUGAAUAUAGGUAAACAAGAUGAAGGAAACGAUUACCAAAAAACUACACACGAUAAAUUACAUUUAGGAAGCUUGCACCGGCAGCAACAAGAUAUUGGACAACAACAACUGGAGGACUUCGGUCCACAGGUCCAAGUAAAUAGACUUACUCAUGGCAAAAUAAUCAGUAGCGCCGAUCAAGAACAACAAGAUCUUGGUCAACAGCAAGAGGACGUGGGAUUGGAUUAUAUUCCACAAGUAAACAAAUACCGUACAUUUACUCAUGGUAAAAUCAGUAAUUCUGAUCAAGAACUACACAACCUUGGUCAACAACAGGAGGAAGAUGAAUUUACUUAUGAUCCACAAGAGCAAGUAAACAGAUCUCAUAAACUUACUCAUGGUAAAAUACUAGGUAACCCUGAUGAAGAACAAGAUGAUCUUGGUCAGCAACAAGAGGAAGUUGGAUUGGGAUACGCUCCCCAAAUAGAAGAGAACAGAUAUCUUGGUCAUGGUAGAAUAAUAAGUAACGCUGAUCAAGAACAACAAGAUCUUGGCCAACAACAAGAGGAAAUUGGAUUGGGAUUCGAUCCGCAAAUACAAGUGAACAAGUACCCCAAACUCAGUCAUGGUAAAAUAAUUAGUAACACUGCUCAAGAACAACAAGAUCUUGGCCAACAACAAGAGGAAGUUGGAUUGGGAUACGCUCCCCAAAUAGAAGAGAACAGAUACCCUAAAUUUAGUCAUAGUAGAAUAAUAAGUGACGCUGAUCAAGAACAACAAGAUCUUGGCCAACAACAAGAGGAAAUUGGAUUGGGAUACGCUCCGCAAUUACAGGUGAACAAGUACCCCAAACUCAGUCAUGGUAAAAUAAUUAGUAACACUGCUCAAGAACAACAAGAUCUUGGUCAACAACAAGAGGAAGUAGGCUUGGGAUACGCUCCCCAAAUAGAAGAGAACAGAUACCCUAAACUUAGUCAUGGUAGGAUAAUAGGUAACACUGCUCAAGAACAACAAGAUCUUGGCCAACAACAAGAGGAAGUAGGAUUGGGAUACGCUCCCCAAAUAGAAGAGAACAGAUACCCUAAAUUUAGUCAUAGUAGAAUAAUAAGUGACGCUGAUCAAGAACAACAAGAGCUUGGUCAACAACAAGAGGAAGUUGGAUUGGGAUUCGAUCCGCAAAUACAAGUGAACAAGUACCCCAAACUCAGUCAUGGUAAAAUAAUUAGUAACACUGCUCAAGAACAACAAGAUCUUGGCCAACAACAAGAGGAAAUUGGAUUGGGAUACGCUCCCCAAAUAGAAGAGAACAGAUAUCUUGGUCAUGGCAAAAUAAUCAGUAGCGCCGAUCAAGAACAACAAGAUCUUGGCCAACAACAAGAGGAAAUUGGAUUGGGAUUCGAUCCGCAAAUACAAGUGAACAAGUACCCCAAACUCAGUCAUGGUAAAAUAAUUAGUAACACUGCUCAAGAACAACAAGAUCUUGACCAACAACAAGAGGAAGUUGGAUUGGGAUACGCUCCCCAAAUAGAAGAGAACAGAUACCCUAAAUUUAGUCAUAGUAGAAUAAUAAGUGACGCUGAUCAAGAACAACAAGAUCUUGGCCAACAACAAGAGGAAAUUGGAUUGGGAUACGCUCCGCAAUUACAGGUGAACAAGUACCCCAAACUCAGUCAUGGUAAAAUAAUUAGUAACACUGCUCAAGAACAACAAGAUCUUGGUCAACAACAAGAGGAAGUAGGCUUGGGAUACGCUCCCCAAAUAGAAGAGAACAGAUACCCUAAACUUAGUCAUGGUAGGAUAAUAGGUAACACUGCUCAAGAACAACAAGAUCUUGGCCAACAACAAGAAGUAGAACUGGGACAUUAUCCACAAGUACAAGUAAACGGAUACCAUACAUUUACUCAUGGUAAAAUCAGUAAUGCUAAUCAAGAACAACAGAAUCUUAAUCAACAGCAACAAGUAGAAGAUUUAGGCCAACAAAUUGAAGAAACAAGUUUGCAUAAACUUCCAGUUGAAAAUUUACAUCAUGUUGGCCAACAACAACCAAAGGCAAAUAAUGUUGACAUUGCCAAACAAGUUGAAGAAAUACUUUUGAAUUCUAACAACAACCACGAUAUAUUGUACAAUACUGAUCAACAAAACCUAAGUCAGAAAGUUGAUGAUAAUAAUUUGGAUCAACAACAAGUGGAAGAAGUUGGUUUCCACAAUGUUACUCAAGGGAAAUUUCAACCUAUGCAUCAGCAAGAAGAAGAUCUAGGUCAACAACUAGAAGAUGUAAUUCAUCAGCAAAGUAGUGGAUGGGAUGUAAAGCCACACAUAACGUUGGAAAUACAAACGAAACCCAUAGAUAUAGGACAAAAACACUAUAUCAACCAAGAUCCAGAGCUAAAUGAACCUGGCGAUGGUAAAAUUGAACAAGUUCCCAAUAGUGGUUUAGAUUUAAAUCAGCAAGUUGAGGAGAUCGACGUCAAGUCAUCUAAGAAAUCCAACGAUUUACCAGAUGAUAUUUCUAAGAAAACCGAAUACAUACAAGAAGAUCUUUCCAAAAAGUUAGAAAUAGCAAUUAUGGCAUUUUGUGGUACCGAUAAGCUUAAUGUUGUAAAAAUGAGAGAAAAAUUAACAGAAGAAGUCAAAAAUAACGUAACAGAAGAAUUUAAUAAGGAAUCCACUAGAGACUACUUAGAACAUGAUUUGCAUCUAAGCUCCGCUCAAAUUCUAAAAAUUAAAACGCUAAUUUUAGAAAAAUUAUUUGCAAAACUAGAAGCAGGUAUAGAAUACGCUAAGAGAAAAUAUGGAGAGCAAACAAUAUCUUUCAGUGACAUGAACGAACCUGAGAUAACCAAUUUCACAACUGAAGAUACACAACAACCCGAAUCGUCAACUAUUUCACAGAAUGGUACUAUGCUCAUACAAGCUACAAGAAAACACACAAUUAUAACCAGUCAUACUCAAAUUCACAACAACAAAUUUGGUGUUACUGAUCAAAGACAAUAUAUAAGUAUUCCUCAAACAAGAGUGGAAGCUGAAAAUGAAGCUGACUCUCUAAUAUCAGUACUUAGAAAUUACAUUCAAAAGGAAGUUAAAAGAAAUGAGGUACCUGAAAAUGUGGGAGUACAAACUUUUGUUAGUAAUGGUACAGAUGAUAAUGGUGGUAAUUAUUAUUCUAGAACCACUAUAUACAGAGGAGAUAGUGAAAAUGUUGAACCAAGUUUUACACGUACUAUUUCUACUUCAAGUUAUUUAAGUGGUGACAGACCUUUUCAUGAUGUACAACAACAGGAAAUUAUAGGUAGAAGUAUCUUACAUAAAAAUCCACAGACUUAUAGUGAUGAACAACUAAAUGGAAACAGUAUUUUUCCUAAACAGCAACACUCUCACUAUGGUCAUUUUGAUUUGAACAGUAAUAUCUCGCCUCACCAUCAUUCCAUUUAUAGUGGAGGAGAGUUAAAUGUGCCAUCUAGUUACAACAAAAAAAUACAGGAAACAUCGUUUUCUAGCCCUCUGGAACCUCAUCAUAAUCAUGAUAGUUAUGGUCAACAACAGCCAAAAAUAGAUUGGCAAAAAAUUUUAGGUGGAAAUUUUGACCACAGUUUUCAUUUUAGCCAAAAAGAUGAAAUUGAAUAUCCAAAAUUGACUCAAGGAAAAGUAGGUUUUAAUUUUGGUCAACACCAAGUGGAUGAUUUGCACCUAAUGCCCAAACACCAUGAAAUCCAACAGCAAAUUGAAGACAGUAAUUUGCCUAAAUUUACUGAUGAAAAAUCGCCCAAUGCAGAUCAAAAAUAUAGAGAUCUCGAUCAACUGCGGCAAGAACAAAUUGAAGAUAGCCUAUCUCAUAUAAUCCCAAAAGGAAAAUUUCAUCUUGAUGAUCAGCAAAACCAGCAAGAAAUAGAUGAUCGAGAUUUUGAUCAAGUUACAGAUGUCAUAUAUAAUAAAAAAAGCCAAGGAAAAUUGGAAGUUAGUCCAGUACAGCAUCAACAAAAAAUAGAACAAACAGAACAAAUUCCUGAAGAUCUUAACUCAAAUAACGUGCAUGUGGAUGAUGAGGUAAAAGAUCCAAAAAAAAAUGUUGAAAAUCUAACAUUCUGGCAAAGAUUUACCCAAAAAAUGAACAAUGGUGCAAAUGCAAUAAAGCAGAAAGCAGCUGUUUUAAAACAAAAGGCAAAGGAAUUAAAAGAAAAAGUUAUUGGUUGAUUGUAGUUCUAAUUAAUUUAUGUUUAUAUUUAACUUAUUCUAAUUAUAUUUUUCAUUUAAUAAAAAAAUAAUAACAAAAAA